CGAACAGCCCAGGCCCCAUGAGCGGCGGCGCUGACUCCCGCCCGGCGCUGCGGUGGCGACGUCGGGCCGCCUCUGCAUGGCCCCGGCUGUGGAUAUGACCGCCGCGCCCACCGGGAUCCGCAGCGACGAGCUGCCCGCAUCCGCCUUCAGCAAGCCCGGUGGCGGCCUCCCCGUCGUGGCGGCGAUGGGCGGGGAGGAGGAGAGCGACAAGCCCAAGGUUUCCCCGUCCCUCUUGCCGUUCAGCGUGGAGGCGCUCAUGGCCGACCACAGGAAGCCGGGCGCCAGGGAGGGCCCCGAGGGCGCCGGGCCCCCUCCGGGCUCCGGGGCGGCCGCCCGCGCCAGCCUCAGCCCCCGCCUGGGCGCGCUGACGGCGGAGGCGCCCGCGUCCCCGCUGCCCCUCGGCGGGCACUUCUCCGUCGGAGGGCUCGUCAAGCUGCCCGAAGACACGCUCGUGAAGGCGGAAAGCCCCGAGAAGCAGGAGCGGAGCCCCUGGAUGCAAAGCCCGCGGUUCUCACCGCCUCCCCCGAGACGGCUGAGCCCCCCAGCCUGCACCCUGCGCAAGCACAAGACGAACAGGAAGCCUCGGACGCCCUUCACCACGGCUCAGCUGCUGGCCCUCGAGAGGAAGUUUCGUCAGAAGCAGUACCUGUCCAUCGCUGAGCGCGCAGAGUUCUCCAGCUCGCUCAGCCUCACCGAGACCCAGGUGAAGAUCUGGUUCCAGAACCGCCGCGCCAAGGCCAAGCGACUCCAGGAGGCCGAGCUGGAGAAGCUGAAGAUGGCAGCCAAGCCCAUGCUCCCGCCUGCUGCUUUUGGCAUCUCCUUCCCGCUGGGCGGCCCGGCUGUGGCGGGUGCCUCUCUGUACGGUGCCUCCAGCCCUUUCCAGCGGGCAGGGCUGCCUGUAGCUCCUGUGGGACUGUACACAGCACACGUGGGAUACAGCAUGUACCACCUCACAUAGAGCUGAGCUCCACGGAGCCCAGCCUGACAGCUGUCUGCUCCUGCCGGCUCUGCACGCACUCCCUCCCUGAUCCUCUGGCUGCUCGCUGUGGACUUUCUCCCAUGGGCCCUGUGACAGAGACUUCUCCAGUCUGGCUCUGCUCAGCCACUGCUUACUCUUCUCAGCAGUCCUGUUUGGUUCUCCAGCUGGCAGACCUGCCCCAGCUCCUUCCUGGCACUGUCCCUCUUUCCCAGGUCCGGCUGGCAGCCUAGGACAGCUCCCUGCCAUGGGGGAAAGAACUGUGGAAGAGAAAUGGCGAAGAGGGGGCUGCAAGAUGUGAUGUUUCUCUUCCUUUCUGGAAGCGGAGGUCAAGAAGCAAAAGUGUAGGGCAGCCUUUCCUGUCCAUGUGUAGCAGCACUGUCUGUUACCUGUGUUUAUUCCUCCACCAGCUCCUUUGGAGAAGGGGCUUUGUGUACUAUGUAAUAUACUGUAUAUUUGAAAUUUUAUUAUCAUUUAUAUUAUAGCUAUAUUUGUUAAAUAAAUUAAUUUUAAGCUAC
Molecule: messenger RNA, 1494 nt
Organism: Colius striatus (speckled mousebird)
Lineage: Eukaryota; Metazoa; Chordata; Aves; Coliiformes; Coliidae
Gene: MSX1
Product: msh homeobox 1
Exons: 2
Coding region: 77-958 (293 amino acids)
Biological process (GO): embryonic morphogenesis; regulation of transcription by RNA polymerase II
Cellular component (GO): nucleus
Molecular function (GO): DNA-binding transcription factor activity, RNA polymerase II-specific; RNA polymerase II transcription regulatory region sequence-specific DNA binding
Source: RefSeq, a predicted model, not a curated record